UCCUUAGUCUUUGCAGUUGCAACCGGUGGUUAACAUCAAACCGAUUAGCGUAAGUUGCGCGCUGCGAUCAAUUUUCGCUUUGGAAAUUGGUUAAAAGUGAUACUUUUUGACUGGGUUUUUACAGUUUUACGUGAAAAAUAUGAAGUGUGUUAAGCUGGUUUUGUUCGUUACUAUUUUCGGCGGCAUAUUCCGGCAUGGCCGUUCGACCUGUGUUUUGGAAUCAGAUUUUGGCAUCAUACUGAACUGUGCUUUUAAGAAAAGUGGACUUUUUCGAGUUAGAAAUCUAGGUGGUGUGAAGGCAAGCAUUGGGCUCGGUUUUAGUGUCGGCGAUGAACUGGGAUUUAAAGAAUCUAUAUCAAAUACGGAAAUAAAUAGAAGGAGGUCUGCACAAGUUUCAAAAAUGCAGGCCCAGUUGAUUCAGGCCACGCAGAAACAACCGGAAGACGAAAAAACCAAGGUUGGAGGCGAAGAAAAGGUUGUUUCCAGUCGGGCAGUUUCAUCACCAGUAGAAUCACUUCACGCAGUUUCCACGGUUGGAGAGGAAGUUCGACGCCUAAGUCAGUCUUCGCCUAAUACGAAUAUACCUCCUUUUAAACCAAUUCCGCCAGCCGCUGAACGGCCAGCCAUAUUUAAACCGUCAGCUCCUCAACCAGCUUUAAUGGGUAUUGCUUUUCCGGCUUUUAAUACUAUGCCUUCCUCUAUCUUUCAAUUUUCCGCAGGUGCACCCAAGUUUCCAGUAGAUCCUUCAAUAUCAAAGGUUAUGGCUGUGGUAGCUAUUCCAAAAAAGAAAGGGUCUCAAACGACUAGUGAUAAAAUAACAAAAGGAUUUAGUGAUCGGUUACUAUCAGUGGCUUAUAAUAACGAUGUAGAUAAACCAGUUUCGCAAUAUUCUUCUAACUCUCUACAAGCUCUUCUUCCUGCUAACAAUUUAACUGAGGAAGCGCUUGAACUUGCUUUACUUCAACGGAAGCAAUUGAAGAGCGAAUCUGCAACUUCCACCAGGAGACCAGUUACUCUGAAACACUCUAGUAGCAUUGGAAAAGUUAUGAAUGCACCGAAAGAGUAUUAUCCAGUGGGAUACGAUAAAAAUUUCGACGAUAAUUUUGCGGCCCGAGUAGAACUGCCUGAGACAUCAUUUUACUGCGAGCAACAGAAACACUUUCCAGGUCUAUAUGCUGAUGAAGAUCUGGGAUGUAUGGUUUUCCAUGUUUGUGCGCUCACAGAUGAUGGUCUUAUAAUGAAGAGCUUUCUGUGUCCAGAAUCAACACUGUAUGACCAGGCAAUUCUUAAGUGCAAUUGGUGGUUUUACGUGGACUGCAAGAACUCGAAGAAGCUUUAUGACUCUAAUAUACCAAUAUCCAAAAGUUAUCAACUAAUGAAGGCUCUGACAUUUUUUUCUGCAUAUAAAAAAGAGUCUGCUUCGACAGUAUCUCCAAAAAAUAGCCAAAAUUGAUAAAUAUGUAUAAUUAAGCGUGUGAGAUAUAUUUUUAAAUUUCCUACCUUGAAAGAUUUAAAAACUUCAAAUAUUACAUUUUUAUUGAAUUUUAUGCCAGGCGCAUCAAACCUAGAUAGGCUAAUUACUACUUUUAACUUUGAAUAGGCAAUUUAAACAUUUAAAAGUUGCAUUAGGUAUCUUUAAACUGCUCAAAGCUUUUAAGGCCAGAUAGAUAAUUCAUUAGAAAUCCAAAUGCAUAUUUCGGAUCCAGAUGCAUUUUUCUUUAGUUAUUUUUUAGUUGAUGUUGAUUUUCCAUUCUAGUCAUAGUGGUAUUGUGGGUCGAUAAUCGUUAUUUAAAAAUAUAUUUAUUUUAUUUUAGGGUAAUUUGGUAUAUGGUAUGAUAACAGGUAGAAUAAAAUAAUUAUCGUACAAUAUCUAAUGGUCAUAUUAAACAUAACGUAAUAAGCGUUCAUCAGAUGAUGGAAAAAUUAUAUGUUCCAUUUAAUAUAGACUAUAACUAGCGUUUAGACUUAACAUUUCUGUGCCAUCUUCAAAAUUUAAGUUGCUGAAAAUAGAAACAUGUGACUUUAUUUUAUAAUUUUUUAAUUUAUCUGAAAAUUUCAGUUUCUUGAAGAGGUUGAAAAUUGUUGUCUGAUAAAUCUAGGUAUGCAUUGUUUAGUAGUAGAUUAAAAACAAGUUCAUAUAGCAUUACUAGAUGCAUUUACUAUGUACAUAUAUAUACCAUCGCCACCUCCAAAAUAUAUAUUUUUUAUUUUAA
Messenger RNA from Dendroctonus ponderosae (mountain pine beetle), 2213 nucleotides. RefSeq lists its product as uncharacterized. Gene Ontology annotation, cellular component: extracellular region. The transcript has 5 exons. Bases 140 to 1453 code for a protein of 437 amino acids. Gene Ontology annotation, molecular function: chitin binding. NCBI's taxonomy places the organism in Eukaryota, Metazoa, Arthropoda, Insecta, Coleoptera, Curculionidae. The record is from RefSeq and is a predicted model, not a curated record.